This is a messenger RNA of Talaromyces stipitatus ATCC 10500, 4033 nucleotides long. RefSeq names its product sucrase-isomaltase, putative. The transcript has 7 exons. Gene Ontology annotation, molecular function: hydrolase activity, hydrolyzing O-glycosyl compounds; carbohydrate binding. Gene Ontology annotation, biological process: carbohydrate metabolic process. The coding region runs from base 1 to 2763 and encodes 920 amino acids. NCBI's taxonomy places the organism in Eukaryota, Fungi, Ascomycota, Eurotiomycetes, Eurotiales, Trichocomaceae. The record is from RefSeq and is a predicted model, not a curated record.
AUGCCUCUCGCCUCGACGUAUAUCGCCCUCGGCGUGGCAGGUGUUAUCUCGUCGACAGCAACAUCGACGUCUUCAUCGUCUGUAGCGCUAGCCGACAUUUCACGCUGUCCUGGCUAUGAGCUCAAGCAUGUUGCACGGACGACAUCUUCGUUGACAGCAAGCCUGCAAUUGGCUGGAGAGCCAUGUAAUUUGUACGGUCGUGACAUUAAGGAUUUGAAGUUGUUGGUUGAAUACCAAAGUGACGGCCGUCUUCACGUCAAAGUCUACGACGCAGCAGAAGACGUGUAUCAAAUCCCGCCUGAAGUGCUGUCCUUCCCCCAAGGAAGUAACGACACCGCAGAUCCAUUGUUGAAGUUUUCAUACGUUGAAUCGCCCUUUUCAUUUGCUGUCCAACGCAGUGACACUAACGAAACAUUAUUCAAUACAUCUGCUAGCCCGUUGAUCUUUGAGCCACAAUUUGUCCACCUACGGACCUGGAUGCCAACAGAUCCGUAUAUCUAUGGAUUAGGUGAAGAUGUAGAUUCAUUCCGUCGGCAGACAAAUAACUACAAGAGGACAAUCUACAAUGUGGGAGACGCUUUCCUACCCAAGAAUGCAAAUUUAUACAGCAGUCACCCGAUUUAUCUCGAGAUGAGGGAUGGCAAAGCCCACGGCGUCUACAUUGCCAGUAGCAAUGGGAUGGAUAUUUUCAUCAGCAAAACAAACAAGGGUCAGCAGUACCUGGAAUAUAAUAUUAUCGGAGGAGUGCUCGAUUACUACUUUUUCGCUGGACCUAGUCCGUUUGAUGUUGGACGGCAAUAUGCAGAAGUCGUGGGAGCUCCCGCCGAACAAGCAUACUGGACAUAUGGAUUCCAUCAGUGUAAAUACGGAUAUCAAGACGUGAUGAUGGUGGCUGAAAUGGUGUACAACUAUUCCGAGGCAAAUAUUCCUCUUGAGACGGUCUGGUCCGACAUUGAUUACAUGAAUCUACGACGUACUUGGACAUUGGAUCCCGAGCGCUUCCCUAUACACAAAGUUCGUGAGCUCGUGGAUUACCUUCAUGAUCACGACCAACACUACGUUGUUAUGGUCGACCCGCCAAUUUCAGUGGAUGACCCGGCUACCUAUAAUAAACUCCUGAAAAGCGAGGCUUAUUUCAGAAACAAUGACGGCUCCGUGUUUCUGGCAGGCAUGUGGUCUGGCGCUACUGCAUUUGUGGAUUGGUUCCAUCCGAAUGCACAAGAAUAUUGGAGUAGUCUGAUUUCAUCGUUCUUUGAUGAAAAAACAGGCGUCGACGUAGAUGCAAUUUGGAUUGAUAUGAAUGAGCCGGCAAACUUCUGCCCAUAUCCAUGCGAAGACGCAAUAGCCUGGGCCAAAGCUGCAGGUGUACCCCCUGCACCACCACCAUUACGUGACUCGUGGCGUGAUCUGCCUGGAUUUCCAAAGGAUUUCCAACCACCAAAGACGAAAAGCAUAAGCAAACGACAAGCCAGUGGAGAACGUAUUGGAUUGCCUGGGCGAGAUCUGCUGAAUCCUCCCUACCCACUCGGCACGGUCGAUGGGAUUAUUUACGGCGGCACGAUAUUCACUGAUCGGUAUCAAUAUGGCGGAUAUGCAUUCUACGACACUAAGAACCUGUUUGCUUCGAGUAUGAUGCAAGCGACACGAAACGCCAUGUUGGAGCGACGACCUAAUAGGCGUCCAUUAAUCAUAUCACGAUCUUCAUUCGCAGGAGAUGGAAAGCGAUCAGGUCAUUGGACUGGCGACAACAUAUCUUCCUGGGACCACUAUCGAAUUUCUAUCAGACAAAACAUGGAGUUCGCUGCAAUCUUCCAAAUGCCCACUAUCGGCGCUGACGUCUGUGGCUUCAACUUUGAGACUUGGGAGACCCUCUGCACUCGAUGGGCAGUCCUUGGAGCGUGGUACCCAUUUUACAGAAAUCAUGCUGAUAUCACAGCCCCAUUCCAGGAAUUUUAUAGAUGGCCCAAGGUCGCCGACGCAGCAAGAGCGGCAAUCAAGACUCGCUAUCAAUUAUUGGAUUAUUUCUAUACCGAAUUCCAUUACCAGACCGUCGACGGGACGCCAAGUACUAUUUUGCCUCUAUUUUAUCUGUAUCCUCAUGACCCCGUCACGUUGGAUAUCGAAUUACAAUUCUUCUAUGGCUUGGCAUUACUUGUUUCUCCCGUGACAGACGACGAAUCGACAACUGUUACGUUCUAUCUUCCGGCCGGCAUAUGGUAUGAUUUCUGGACGGGUGAGAAACUGACCAUCCAAUCCUCACACGAGAAACAAAAUGGGAACACAGCGAAAGGCGAAUGGAUAACCCGCCAGAACGUCGGAUACGACGAAAUUCCAGUACACAUCCGUGCUGGCACGAUUAUACCCAUGCGGAUCGACGGCGCGAACACGACUACGCAACUACGCAAUCUCGAUUUUGAGCUGACCAUUGCUCCGGAUGAGAAGGGGUUUGCGAGCGGACGAUUGUAUUUGGAUGAUGGGGAGAGUGUGGUACCAGCGAAAAGAGAAGAUGGGAUUGCAACGAGUGAUAUACUACUUGAUUAUGAUGCCGCGACUGGGAAGGUGCAUGUCCAUGGACGAUUUGGAUAUCAUACCGACGUCAAGAUUGUCAAGGUUACUGUUCUAGGUGAUGCAAAGAAUCGCAGCCCGGUAACCGACAGCCAGGGACAAAUGCUCCUAGGAACAGUGACUGAGACUGAAGGGUAUGGGAGAACGGUCUUCGUGGAAGAGGAUUUGAAUGCUACUUCUACUCUGUAUGUUGGUUAGAUGUACAUAUCCAGACAGUCGAGGGUGAAUAUCUUCUCAUUAAAAGAGUAAUAUACUAUAUCGUGGUCUCUAAUUACGGUGGUAUCAAUAUGUACAUUAAAAGUAAAAUUAACGAAAGAGCCUCUACACAUCAACUCCUGUAUCAAACACAACCACCAACGCUGAAAUAUAGAACCGUCACGUGCAGUACAUGACACAAGAAAUAAAAACUUAUAUGUACUUAUAUCAGCAAAAACGGUUACACAACAACUCCUUCCCCUUCUUUCAACGGCAAGGUAGUACCCGUCGCGUUGACAAGGGUAGACUUCAUAUGUCUAUGGAACUGAUCAUGUAACCUCAAAGCCGCAUAUUGAGUAACGGCAUCUUGCAAUGCACCCACUGUAGCACCUUUGUCCAGCCAGUAAUGACGGACGAAUUCGCCUGUGCAACCUAGAUCCGCCUUUUUGGGGUAACCGUUUGCUUCUGCGCAGGGGAGCGAGAUGACUUCAUUGGGGCCGGUGUAUUCAUAGCGCAAGUAAUUGCUGAAAGCGGCUUGUUCGUGGCUCCAUUCGUAUCGCCAUUUGGAGCAGUUGGCGUAUUUAUUGUCGGUGACGCAGUCUUCCCAGAUAUUGAACAUUUCUGUAGUGCGCUCGCUGGCUUGAGCGAUGAUGAAGCCUGUGUUGAGGUUGACGUUUCCUCGCUCGUCCUUGUUGAAGUCUGCGUCUGGGUCUAGGGCCAUGGCGAGCAUGGUGUCGCUGGUAAUGUUCCAGUGGUUGAAGAGCCAUUCCAAGGGUAAAUGGUGGUAGUGGAAGACGGCGUCGGCGUCCAUGAACACGACGUAAUCGUACGUUUUGAGCGCUUCACGGAUCAUGGGGACUUUGACCCAGGUCUGGUGUCGGUCGGUGUAGGAUGGGGCUUGGAUAAAUUUGUACUCGUAACCGUGGAUCAUUGCUACAUGAGUUAGUAGAUGGGCUCGUAGGACAAUCGGGAUGGGAUCAACCCACCAUACAAGUAAUGGCUCAACAUGCCCGCGGUAUGAGGAGAAAGGUCAUGAUAGCUGAUAUGAUCAUUCAUCAUGCCACCCUCGCCGUUCAACGCGCGGGUAUCAACAUCGAGCAACAAGACUUUCUUUCCAAGCGACUUUGUGAAUCGAGGCGGGUUCUGAGCGAUUUUGUAUUCGACUUCAUUUUCGCCGAUGAAUGUUUCUGCGUCAAUAGGAUGCAAGAACGGUUUGUACAAUUGUGGGAUCAAGCGACUAAGGUCGGAGUAGCGGGAGUCUGAGCUUGGUUUU